Durusdinium trenchii is the source of this 759-nucleotide messenger RNA. NCBI's taxonomy places the organism in Eukaryota, Dinophyceae, Suessiales, Symbiodiniaceae. The record is from the annotation of a GenBank genome assembly.
CCGAUGUGUUGAACAGACUGGGCCGAGUUCUUCAUGGUCAGACUCGGCAGAACGUGUUUCUUCGGUGGCGUUGGUUCGGGCAAGAAACCAUGUCCCGAUCGUUUCAUAUCGUUUCUCCGCUCAGUUUUCGGGUCCCAAACCGCCCAACUGGUCCCAAAGCGGAUUGGUUCGACCCCUAGAGAUGAAGGUCCAUAUAGUCGCACGCGGGUGUUCAUGGAUUUGGAGCUUUUUGUAAAUUGUUAAAAACCUCCACCAUAUGGUUCUCACUUGGUUCACACCCCCCAACAAAAACCGACAACUCGAACCGGGACUCGUACACAUGGCGCCCGCAAGGACACCGACACCAUGUUCGCCACCUUAAGGGACUCCUCCACGGCCGACCUGUCACAGGUUCUUGCAGAUGUCAAGAAAUAUGCCUCAGAGGUUGUGGAGGCGGAAUCCAGAGAAUUGCGGUCGAGCCUCAAGCAGAGCUCAGAGGCCGCGGAACACCAGCUGAACGAACGCUUCAGAAGCUUCUCAGAUCGACUGCUUGAAGAAUCAGGAACCAGCCAUCCUGAAGGCGGCCGAAAGGUUGGUGACACUCAGCUGCUGAGGAAGAUGACCAACAGGAUGACGGACUUUGAAGCCCAAGUCUCUUCACAGCUUCAGGCCUUGGCUCAAGAUGUGGAGAAGAAGAUCUCGUUCAUGGGUUCACAGCCACUUGGCGUCUCAGUUCAUGCGCUCAGGGAGGGAGAACAACCCUUGGGCAUCGACUGGUAG